CGGAAGCGGAGAAGAAGACUGUCUAGAAGCGAAAGAGGAGCUCGUCCGUCCUCAUCCAUCCCGCAGCGCAGCGCGUGCGCCGGUGACGUCAUGGGCACCAGCUCGCCGGAGAUGGCGGCCGCGCUCCUGCUGGUCAUGGCGGCCCUGGCCGGCGUCGCGGCCGGAGGCGACAUCGUCCACCAGGACGACGAGGCGCCCAAGAUCCCCGGCUGCUCCAACGACUUCGUCCUUGUAAAAGUGCAAACCUGGGUCAAUAACAGAGAGGAUGGCGAGUUUGUUGGUGUUGGUGCUCGUUUUGGCCCUACUAUAGAGUCAAAAGAAAAGCAUGCCAACCGAACAGGGCUAUUGUUAGCUGAUCCUUUUGACUGUUGUGAACCCCCCACACAGAAGGUUGCUGGAGAUGUUUUGUUAGUUCAAAGAGGAAAAUGUAAGUUCACUAAGAAAGCUAAGAACGCUGAAGCUGCCGGUGCUUCCGCUAUCAUAAUCAUCAAUCAUGUCCAUGAAUUAUACAAGAUGGUCUGUGACCGAAAUGAAACAGAUUUGGACAUAAAUAUACCUGCAGUUCUUCUGCCAAAAGAUGCAGGCAAUGAUAUGCAGCAGCUUCUCAAGAGUGGUAAAGUUUCGGUGCAGCUAUACUCUCCAGAUCGUCCUCUUGUUGAUACUGCAGAGGUGUUUCUGUGGCUUAUGGCUGUUGGUACCAUUCUUUGUGCAUCAUACUGGUCAGCAUGGAGUGCUCGAGAAGCAGUUACUGAACAAGAGAAGCUUCUAAAGGAUGGCCAUGAAAGUUCACUGAACUUUGAGGCUGGUGGUUCUAGUGGCAUGGUAGAUAUCAACAUGACGUCGGCAAUAUUAUUUGUUGUUAUCGCGUCUUGCUUCUUGAUAAUGCUCUACAAGCUGAUGUCUUAUUGGUUUGUGGAGCUCCUGGUGGUCAUCUUUUGCAUUGGUGGUGUAGAGGGCCUGCAAACAUGCUUGGUAGCUUUGUUGUCAAGAUGGUUUAAACCUGCAGCAGAAUCUUUCGUCAAAGUGCCCUUUUUUGGAGCAGUUUCAUACCUUACAAUUGCAGUCUGUCCAUUUUGCGUUGUGUUUGCUGUUAUAUGGGCUGUUUAUCGCCGGAUGACCUAUGCUUGGAUUGGGCAAGAUAUUCUUGGUAUUGCUCUGAUUGUUACUGUAAUCCAAAUUGUUAGGAUACCUAACCUCAAGGUUGGAUCUGUUCUUCUCAGUUGUUCCUUCUUAUAUGAUAUCUUCUGGGUUUUUAUCUCCAAGAUGUGGUUUCAUGAGAGUGUGAUGAUUGUGGUUGCCCGUGGCGAUAAGACUGAUGAAGACGGUGUGCCCAUGCUAUUAAAAAUCCCACGAAUGUUUGAUCCAUGGGGUGGAUUCAGUAUCAUUGGCUUUGGUGAUAUACUUCUUCCUGGGCUGUUGAUUGCUUUUGCAUUAAGGUAUGAUUGGGCUGCCAAAAAGACCUUGCAAUCUGGUUACUUUUUGUGGUCAAUGGUUGCUUAUGGUUCUGGUCUUAUGAUUACAUAUGUUGCCCUGAAUCUUAUGGAUGGUCAUGGACAACCAGCUCUUCUUUACAUUGUGCCAUUUACCCUUGGAACCUUCAUAGCACUGGGCAGGAAACGGGGUGAACUCAGAAACCUAUGGACAAGAGGACAGCCUGAGAGAGUAUGCACGCACAUGCACAUGCAACCUCCACCAAAGGACACCAAUUGUGAUGCAAGCUCGUAAUGAAGCUUAUCAGCAUGGCCUUGGAGAGUCUCACUGAUGCGUCCGACUGAUAUGUCCAGUGGAAAUUGUAUUACUCACGGUAUUGUAACAUGACAUCUUCUUUAUGGAGGCAGAAGCGCGACUCCAGUGACUUGUAAUGUACUUGUAACUGGUCUUUCAAUGCCAUCGUCUUAGUAUGGAACUGUGACUCCCUGCUGUCACCAAUCUAUUGUAUAGUAAUCGGUUAUAUAGUUUUGUGGUUACAUAAAAAAAUGAGGGAAGUUUUAAGAGAUUUUAGCUCCCUGGUUCCCAACCUUAAA
This is a messenger RNA of Oryza brachyantha (malo sina), 2024 nucleotides long. Its product is annotated as signal peptide peptidase-like 4. Gene Ontology annotation, molecular function: aspartic endopeptidase activity, intramembrane cleaving. The transcript is spliced from 14 exons. Bases 91 to 1725 code for a protein of 544 amino acids. Gene Ontology annotation, biological process: membrane protein proteolysis. NCBI's taxonomy places the organism in Eukaryota, Viridiplantae, Streptophyta, Magnoliopsida, Poales, Poaceae. Gene Ontology annotation, cellular component: lysosomal membrane; Golgi-associated vesicle membrane; lumenal side of endoplasmic reticulum membrane. The record is from RefSeq and is a predicted model, not a curated record.